This is a messenger RNA of Pistacia vera, 1549 nucleotides long. Its product is annotated as post-GPI attachment to proteins factor 3-like. The record is from RefSeq and is a predicted model, not a curated record. Gene Ontology annotation, cellular component: endoplasmic reticulum membrane. Bases 158 to 1363 code for a protein of 401 amino acids. Lineage: Eukaryota; Viridiplantae; Streptophyta; Magnoliopsida; Sapindales; Anacardiaceae. Gene Ontology annotation, biological process: GPI anchor biosynthetic process. Gene Ontology annotation, molecular function: hydrolase activity, acting on ester bonds. The transcript has 8 exons.
UUGUAACUUUCUCCUCUGAAAGUUUUGAAAUGUUUGUAUCAUCAUUUGAUAAUAUCCUAUUAAAAAGGAAAAAGAAAGAAAAUAGGACCAGACUUUCUCUGUGACAUAGUUGAAGAAACACAAAGGAAAGUCCGAAGAAUCAAAUCAAAGCAAGAGAAUGAGCUCUCCCGAUGGUCGCGUUUUCCAGAUCGAGAACGCCGCCAAAGCCGUCGAUAACAGCGGGACUGUCACAGGAAUUAAAUGCAAAGAUGAGAUUGUUAUGGGAGUGGAGAAGCUAAUUGCGUCGAAGAGUUCUAAUAGAAGAAUCCAUUCUGUUCAUCGGCAUUUUGGCAUGAUGGUUAAUCGAUAUUGGAUCACUUUCUAUCUUGUGCUUUCAUGUCUUGUUAAAGUUUUGAAUGCCAGUGCUGGUGAUGCUGAUCCUCUAUACAGGGCCUGUGUUGGACAAUGUGAAAAAACUGGCUGUGUUGGGGAAAGAUGCUUUCAACAUUGCAAAUUUUCUUCAGAUGGUAUCUCAAUCGAUGGUCCAUGGUACAUGCAAGAACCUCUUUAUUUACGAUGGAAGAUAUGGGAUUGUCAAAGUGACUGUCGCUACAAUUGUAUGGUUGACAGAGAGAAAGAAAGAGAUGCACUUGGUAAUGGACCUGUUAAGUACCAUGGUAAAUGGCCAUUCAAACGGAUUUAUGGUAUUCAGGAGCCAGCAUCUGUGGCUUUCUCUGCUCUCAACCUUGCAAUGCAUUUCCAUGGUUGGCUUUCCUUUUUCAUUCUUCUAUACUAUAGAUUACCUCUAAAACAGAACAAGAAGGCAUACUAUGAAUUUUCCACUUUGUGGCACAUCUAUGCGCUCUUAUCAUUGAACUCUUGGUUCUGGAGUGCAAUUUUUCAUAGUCGUGAUGUGGACUUGACAGAGAAGUUAGACUACUCAUCUGCAGUGGCAUUACUUGGUUACUCACUCAUUUUGGCUAUACUAAGAUGUUUUAAUGUGAGAGAUGAGGCUGCUAGAGUCAUGGUUGCUGCUCCGCUACUUGCUUUUGUUACUACCCAUAUAUUGUACCUCAACUUCUAUAAACUAGACUAUGGAUGGAACAUGAAAGUUUGUGUUGUCAUGGCAGUGGCUCAGCUUCUCAUCUGGGCAAUUUGGGCCGGUGUCAGUCAGCAUCCUUCUCGGUGGAAGUUGUGGACAGUAGUCUUUGGAGGCGGCUUGGCAAUGCUCUUAGAAAUCUAUGACUUCCCUCCAUAUUAUGGUUUUUUGGACGCACACGCUCUCUGGCAUGCGACUACUAUCCCUCUUACCUAUGUUUGGUGGAGUUUUAUCAAAGAUGACGCAGAGUUCCAAACCUCUAAUUUACUUAAGAAGGUAAAAUAGCUUUCUCCAAGAAGUAAACCAUUAUGAUGUCUUUGUGCUCUGAUCAAGAUAGAUGCUAGAGGAAUCUCAUUGUAUUUUCUUUUCAAAAUGCAGUUUGAAAUUCCAUUUGGGUUUGUGGAAAUCAGUUUUUGACAUGAAAAUAUAAUUUUUUGAUAGCUUGAUCCAUUGUGUUGAAGUGUUUAUUUA